AUGGAGGAAGCGUUGGCUAGACAUGAUCGCUUUGGAGAGGACUUCAGCAAGGUAUUCACUAUAAUAAACUCUGCGGAUAUCCCUGCGGUUGAGAAUAGCGCCUUAUAUUUAUUCGUAGGCACUUCAAGAGCUCCCGAUGAGGCGUCGAAGUAUGUUCGCGAUCGGGUCGCCCAGAACGUUCAGUCUAGUACUUUGGAGGAGACUCUUCAUUCAAUACACGAGGAGUUGAAGAUUAUAUCAAAGAAGAUGACCCGAGAGGAUCCCAUGAAUUUGGACACAGAGAUUGAGGCUGCGCUUUAUGAGCGUGAUGGCGGUCGCUGUUUCAUAACCGGCCGUACCGCAGGCGUUCAGCCCAUAUAUAUCAUUCCUCUAUCGAUUCUGGAAGACAAAGAUCUACGGCCAGGGGGCUACCUACGUCCACUUCUCGAGGUUUCCCUGACCAAGGAAGGAACUGAACAGAUGCUCAAUCUACUAGGGUCGCCUGGUAGAGAGAAUGUUCUCAGAAACCUCAUUCUAAUGGAGCCCUCGAUCCGAUACUCUUUUCGCCAUGGAUAUUUUGAGAUCAUCAAGUCACCAUACUUGGAGCCUCCAUAUUUACCAACGGAUGCCCCAAAAUCCAAGAAUGGCGGAGUAUUUUGA
Trichophyton benhamiae CBS 112371 is the source of this 639-nucleotide messenger RNA. RefSeq lists its product as uncharacterized. The record is from RefSeq and is a predicted model, not a curated record. The transcript is spliced from 3 exons. Lineage: Eukaryota; Fungi; Ascomycota; Eurotiomycetes; Onygenales; Arthrodermataceae. Bases 1 to 639 code for a protein of 212 amino acids.